AUGAGUGACGCUCCCGAAAUUGACUCUGGCGUUAAGGCCAUCGCUCCCCCUUCCGCUCUCAAGUCGUUCCUGUCGCAGGCCGAGUCCUUCGCCGCCGGUGGCUUUGGAGGUAUCUGCGCCGUUCUGGUUGGUCAUCCGUUUGAUCUGGUCAAGGUGCGUCUGCAAACCGGCUCUCCGGGCCAGUACAAGGGCGCCAUGGACGUGGUCGGUAGCAUCAUGAAGACCGACGGUCCCCGAGGCUUCUACCGAGGAGUCAUGGCUCCCCUGGUCGGAGUCACCCCCAUGUUCGCCGUCUCUUUCUGGGGUUACGAUGUCGGUAAGCAGAUUGUGUCUUCUGUGUCCGAGGUGGACGCCAAGAAGGGCUUCUCCAUCGCCCAGAUCUCGGCCGCAGGUUUCCUCUCCGCCAUCCCCACUACAGCCGUCGCUGCUCCCUUUGAGCGAGUCAAGGUCAUUCUGCAGCUCCAGGGCCAGGGCAAGACCGGCGGCAAGCAGUUCAACGGUGCCAUCGACGUGGUCAAGCACCUGUACAAGGAGGGUGGUCUCAAGUCCGUCUUCAAGGGCUCUGCCGCCACUCUGGCCCGAGAUGGUCCCGGCUCCGCUCUCUACUUUGCUACCUACGAGUUCCUCAAGCGAAAGCUGUCUCCCCCCGCCGAGCCCGGAUCUGCUGCCCAGCCCCUGUCUCUCGCCGCCAUUUCCUUCGCCGGAGGUAUGGCUGGUGUCGCCAUGUGGGUGCCCGUCUUCCCCAUUGAUACCAUCAAGUCCGUCCUGCAGUCGUCCGAGACCCCCCAGAGCAUUUCCCAGGUCACCAAGAGCAUCUACGCCCGAGGCGGAAUCAAGGCUUUCUUCCCCGGUAUCGGCCCCGCCCUGGCCCGUUCAUUCCCCGCCAACGCCGCCACCUUUGUCGGCGUCGAGCUCGCCCACAAGUUCUUCACUUCUCUCGCUUAG
Messenger RNA from Yarrowia lipolytica CLIB122, 945 nucleotides. RefSeq lists its product as uncharacterized. NCBI's taxonomy places the organism in Eukaryota, Fungi, Ascomycota, Dipodascomycetes, Dipodascales. Gene Ontology annotation, molecular function: O-acyl-L-carnitine transmembrane transporter activity. The record is from RefSeq and is a predicted model, not a curated record. Gene Ontology annotation, biological process: mitochondrial transport; carnitine transmembrane transport. Gene Ontology annotation, cellular component: mitochondrial envelope.